Armigeres subalbatus is the source of this 3747-nucleotide messenger RNA. RefSeq lists its product as uncharacterized. The record is from RefSeq and is a predicted model, not a curated record. The coding region runs from base 1 to 3747 and encodes 1248 amino acids. NCBI's taxonomy places the organism in Eukaryota, Metazoa, Arthropoda, Insecta, Diptera, Culicidae. The transcript is spliced from 2 exons. Gene Ontology annotation, molecular function: nucleic acid binding; zinc ion binding. Gene Ontology annotation, biological process: DNA integration.
AUGUCGGACGAAGAGGAUGCGGCCCCGGUUGCCUCAAAUUUCUCAAUGGAACCGUUUGAGAAAGAGAAGAGCAAAUGGGCGAGAUGGGUGAAGCGCCUUGAAGGAAGUUUUCGGAUGUUCAAUGUGCCACAAAAUCGCCAUAAGGACUAUCUCUUGCAUUAUAUGGGAGCUACUACGUACGAUUUGCUAUGUGACCAUUUGGGACCGGUGGAGCCAGAGACAAAAACUUACGCCGAGAUUGUUGAUACGCUGGGUGCAUUUUUCGAUCCCGAACCGCUGGAGAUGGUGGAGGUUUGGAAAUUCCGCACCCGUACACAGAAGGAAGGAGAGUCUGUUAAGGAAUUUGUUACGGAGCUGCAGCGCAACGCAAAAUUUUGCAAGUUCGAUGACUACCUGUCGAAGGAGCUACGAAACCAGUUGGUCUUCGGCUUACGGUCGAAACGGAUUCGAUCACGACUUAUCGAGGAGAAGCACCUUACAUUUGAGAAAGCUUUGGAGAUCUCCCUAUCGAUGGAGGCGUCAGGAGAGGGUGCAGAGAUUUUCGAGAAGCGACUACAGGAAGUUAACUACACGGAUAAUCGAUCAUCGCAGGUAACUAACAAUACUAAAAAGAAAUGUUAUCGAUGUGGAAGUGAGGCCCACUUGGCGAGUGUUUGUAGACAUAAAGAUACAGUCUGCAAUUUUUGCAAAAAGUUAGGGCAUCUUCAGCGGGUGUGCCUCAAAUUCCGAUCGAUGGGGGAACAGUCGAUACCGACUAAAGAUUACAAACGAUUGAAAUCAAGAAAGAAAAUGCAUACAAACCAAAUUAAUGAGGGAAGUAAUACUGACGAGAAGAGGGAAGAAUUUGAGGAAUCAGAGGUAGAUGAAGUUCUCACUCUGGAGAUUUGCAGGGUUGAAAAAUCUAAAUCUUUGUCGAAAGUUAUUCUACCAUUAAAUGUAAACAAAAGGGUCGUAAAAUUCGAGGUAGAUUGUGGUUCUCCCGUUUCGCUCAUGAGCCUUGAUGACAAGAAACUGUAUUUGAAUGAAUUGCCAUUGUGUAAAACUGACGUGGAGUUGAUAAGCUACUGCGGAAACAAAAUAGAAGUGUGCGGUUACGUGAAGGCGGAAGUUGAGCACGACAACUGUCUGAAUCUGAUGCGGUUGUUUAUUGUGAAAACAGGACGUCAUCCUUUGCUGGGUCGUGAGUGGAUGCGGGAGCUGAAAGUCGACUGGAAUGAGAUUAUUCGGAAUCCAGCGUCAGUCGUGGGAGCUAUUGCUGACAGUAUGCCAGGUAAACACUUGUCUGGUGCCGUGGGGAACCUGAUUGAAGAAUUUUCUCGAGUUUUUGAUUCAUCAGUGGGUACAAUACGAGGCGUGAAAGCUGCAUUACACUUCAAACCUAACAGUAAACCGGUCUUCAUGAAAGCGCGUACUAUUCCGUUUGCCAUUCGUGAGACUGUGGAGCGUGAAAUAAAAAGCAUGGUGGAUAGCGGAAUACUAAAGAAGGUGAAGAGUAGUGCCUGGGCGACCCCUGUAGUGCCAGUCAUGAAGUCUGCGGGUCGAGUACGAUUGUGCGGUGACUACAAGGUGACGGUAAAUAAAUGCCUUCUGGUAGACGAACACCCCUUGCCGACCAUUGACGAGCUGUUUUCGAAUAUGGCCGGAGGAAAAAAAUUCACGAAGUUAGAUCUGGCGCAAGCUUACCUUCAAAUGGAAGUCCGAGAAGAAGACCGAGAAUCCCUUACUUUGAACACCCAUCUUGGACUCUAUCAACCAACACGUCUAAUGUACGGUGUAUCUUCGGCGCCAGCGAUUUUUCAGCGAGAAAUUUCUCAGCUGCUGGCCGACAUUCCAGGAGUCUCAGUCUUCCUAGACGACAUCAAGGUGACUGGUCCGACUGAGGAGGAACACUUGCGGCGACUGAAGAUAGUUCUACAGCGACUGGAGGAACAUGGUAUGCGGCUGAACGUGGCAAAGUGUGAAUUCUUUGCAGAUUGCAUCGAAUAUUGUGGAUUCGUUGUGGACAAAGAGGGUAUACGGAAAAUGAAAAACAAAGUAGACGCUAUACAGGAAAUGCCGAGACCACGCAAUCGUGAACAAGUUAGAGCGUUUGUGGGUCUUAUCAACUAUUACGGCAGAUUUAUGAAGAAUUUAAGCAGUCGCAUUUACCCUAUCAACAACCUUUUGAAGGACAAUGUAACUUUCAAGUGGGACGAUGAUUGCGAGAAGGCAUUUGUGUGGGUCAAAAACGAGAUGCAGUCGGAUAGAGUCUUGGCACAUUACGACCCGAAGGUUCCACUCGUUUUGGCAAGCGACGCCUCGCCCUAUGGCGUUGGAGCGGAGAAUGCAAAUGCGGACGCUAUGUCUCGACUACCGAUCCAAGAUACGAAUAACCAACACCGAAUUGAAGAAGUGGAUCUCGUCGUCAUCAACCAAAUCGAAACCUUACCCGUUACAGCUGAGCAUCUCGCGGAAUGUACCAAGGAAGAUUCCAAAGUGAAAGUGUUGUUACAAGGCCUUAAAAUAGGAAGAAGCGUAGCAGGGUGUGACAGAUUCGGCAUCGACCAAAGCGAAUUUUCGAUCCAAAAAGGUUGUCUGGUGAGAGGUCUUCGAAUCUACAUUCCUCCUAAGCUGCGACGCCAAGUACUGGAAGAGUUGCACACGGGACACUUUGGGGUAUCCAGAAUGAAAUCUUUAGCUCGUUCGUAUUGCUGGUGGGAGACCAUCGACCGCGAUAUUGAGCAACUGUCAAGGGACUGCAUAGAAUGUGCCAGAAUACGUAAGAAUCCUGUUAAAACUACACCGCACUAUUGGGAACAAGCUACGGAGCCGUUUCAGCGUAUACACAUUGAUUUUGCAGGUCCGUUUCUAGGGCUGCACUUUUUUGUGAUUGUAGAUGCUUUUACAAAGUGGCCGGAGGUCAAAAUCAUCCCCGACAUGACAACCGAAACAACCAUCGAACGUCUGCGAGAAUAUUUUGUGACCUAUGGUGUUCCGUCGAUCAUCGUUAGUGAUCGAGGGGUCCAGUUUACCUCAGAUCAAUUCAAGGUUUUCAUGGAACACAAUAACAUCACGCACAAAAUGGGAGCUACAUACCACCCAGCCACGAACGGCCUAGCUGAACGGUUCGUUCAGACCUUUAAAGAUAAGUUGAAGGCACUGAAAUGCGAUAAGAAGGACGUCCAGUUCGAGCUCCAUAAAGUAUUGAUGGCGUAUCGGCGAACAGUACACCCAGCAACUGGAAAGUCGCCGUCAAUGUUGGUGUAUGGGAGACAGAUGAGAUCCAGGCUAGACUUGCUGGUUCCUGCUAGUGUUUCAGAUGAUUCAACUUGCAGGGGUGAAGAGAAUGUGCGAUGUUUCCAGGUGAAUGAAAGAGUAGCAGCACGAGACUUCCUGGGAUCUUCAAAGUGGCAAUUCGGCACGGUUAAUGAACGGAUGGGGAAGCUUCACUAUAUGAUCGAGUUGGAUGAUGGUCGAAUCUGGAAGCGGCACGUGGAUCAAAUAAGAGCGGGACCAUUGAAGCAAGACACCGAAACCUGGCACGAGUUGUUCAACAAACCUCAUCGAGAUACUGCGACACUUUACUCCAGUCAUCCUAUUUUAGCUGGCAAUAACGGUAUUCAACAACGUGAGGUCGCACCUCAGCGAAUAACUGAUUACCAUUCUGCCAAUAGUUCCCCAGAGCCAAUCCUGGAAGAGAAUAACACAUCUUCGAGAGUGAUUGUCAAAAAGGUUCCGAGCGAAGCGACUGUAAGAAACAGAUUGUAG